Paramecium octaurelia is the source of this 669-nucleotide messenger RNA. Lineage: Eukaryota; Ciliophora; Oligohymenophorea; Peniculida; Parameciidae. The record is from the annotation of a GenBank genome assembly.
AUGAUUUUUGAUUUUGAUUAAGAAGCUAUUUCAUAAAGAAAAACAAAACUCUAGUUAUUGUUAAAUAGGAAUAAUAAUAAGUAGAGAUUUUUUUGUUAUCGUCAACAUUAAAUAGUAAAACAAGCAUUCGAACCUCCUAAAAGAGUUUUUUCAUAUUCUCGAUCUAUACGACAUUUCUAAGAGAUAAUGUCUAAAACAGGAUCUAUAAGUUUGAAUAAAAAGGCUAUCACUUUAUUUCUAAAAAGAGAUGAUCAAGCAGAGAAGCGGUCUUAUGAUGAGAUAAUAAAAGUUACAAACUCAAAGUUGAUAUAGACUGAUAAUAUAAAUCAAGAUGACUAUGGUUUUAGGACAGAAAGAAAUUAUUUGUAAAAACAACAAUCGCCAUAUAUCAAAUAAAGAAAAUUCAGUUAGCAUCUAAACAUUAAAGAUAAAGUUCCAAAUAAACCCUAUAUUUAACAGACAAUAGAGAGGUCUGUAGUUUCGACUUAUAAAAACAGCAGAAGUUCAAAAAAACAUACUUUUCAAAAUGAAGUUUUACAAUAAAAAAUGAACUAGAUGUUAACUCAAAAAAUUACAGAAUAAGAGCAACAAUACUGCAAGAACAGACAGAAACAAAUUGAUCUUUAUUCGAAUGAUAAUAUAUUUACAACAAUAACUCAUAGAUAUUGA